GGAAACUACUGCCUAUGCCAAUAAAUGUUUACUAAGUGAGCACAGCCACUUUGGCAUUCUCAGGCCAGGAAUUAGAACUUGACCAAGCUGUGCCUCUAGUCACUCUUCCCUCCUCCUGUCUCCAGUAGGUAAUCAUUAACCUCACCUCUAAUCAUAUAGAUCAAAUUUUGCAUAGAAGGUGUACAUUUAAUUUCCUUUAGAUUUCCGAAAGAGGGUUACUAGGUCAAGAAGUAUGGAUAUUUUAAAAUAUCUGAGUUCAUAUAGCAAAUUGCUUUCAAAAUGUCGUGUUAUUUUAUCACCACAUUGUAUGAAAAUGUGGAAAGGACUUUUGUUUCUGAGUGUGGGAAAGGAGAGAUAUGAGGGCCAAGUGUAAAGAGACAGAGUUUUGGACUGUGAAUUAAGUACCAAAUGGGAUCAUACUACUUUAGGGAAAUUCCAGCAGAGUUUUGAAGUUUUAUUUUACCCAUCUUGAAAAUGUUCCUGUGUUCUUUCUGGACAUUGCUAGUUAUUGUGGCAGAAAGAAAAAAAGCCUGAUGAACCAUGCACUUGUUCGUAAGAUCUGGAUUCAAGUGACACACAGACUCCUGCCCAUGUUACAUUGGCCAAAGAAAGCAUAUGCAUUCAGUAGAGCCAGAGAUUUUUUCUCUCUAGGGAUGGUGAAGUUGGAAAAAAGCUCCUAUAACUCCCCUCCAGAAUGAACUCCCUGCCAGAAGACAUGGAGAAUGCUCUCACAGGGAGCCAGAUCUCUCAUGCUUCUUUGCGCGAUGUCCACUCCAUCAACCCUACACAGCUCAUGGCCAGGAUUGAGUCCUAUGAAGGAAGGGGGAAAAAAAGCAUAUCUGAUGUCAGGAGGACUUUCUGUUUGUUUGUCACCUUUGACCUCUUAUUUGUAACAUUACUGUGGAUAAUAGAGUUAAAUGUGAAUGGAGGCAUUGAGAACACGUUAGAGAAAGAGGUGGUACACUAUGACUUCUACUCUUCUUAUUUUGAUAUAUUUCUUUUGGCAGUUUUUCGAUUCAAAGUGUUAAUACUUGCCUAUGCUGUAUGCAGACUGCGCCAUUGGUGGGCAAUAGCGUUGACGACAGCAGUGACCAGUGCCUUUUUACUAGCAAAAGUGAUCCUCUCAAAGCUUUUCUCUCAAGGAGCUUUUGGUUAUGUGCUGCCCAUUAUUUCAUUCAUCCUUGCCUGGAUCGAGACAUGGUUCCUGGAUUUCAAAGUGUUACCUCAAGAAGCAGAAGAAGAAAACAGACUCCUGAUAGUUCAGGAUGCUUCGGAGAGGGCAGCACUUAUACCUGGUGGUCUUUCUGAUGGUCAGUUUUAUUCUCCUCCUGAAUCUGAAGCAGGAUCUGAAGAAGCUGAAGAAAAGCAGGACACUGAAAAACCACUAUUAGAGCUAUGAGUACUACUUUUGUUAAAUGUGAAAAACUCUGAGUGAAAAUGACUGGAGGGCACAAAGGACUGGAGAUGGGGUCUCCCUAUGGAAAGCUGAAGUGGUGACAUCCACUGCUGAUUUGAUUGAUGGUGAAUAAAGAACCCAUUUGUUGUAAUACCUCACAGACACUGUACCAUAUUCACAUGUACUUAGUAACCUGCCUGUAGCAGGUGAGAUAACGUAAUGAUCCAUCCCAUGUGCAGUGGGACUGAGUGAUCUGUAAUGAAUAGUUGCCGAAAGGUCUUAUGCUGUAUUCCUAAUCAACAGACUUCUUAAUAUAUUAUAGUAACACAUUUUUAGUAAACAAUAUAACUUUUAUUUGGAUUCACAGAAUGGAAUUGUUUUGUUUCAUGUCUCAGAUUUUUUUUUGUAUUUCUUUUUUAACAUCCUACAUUUCCUUUGUGUUUUUUUAAACUCAUGCACAUGUGCUCUUUGUACAACUUUAAAAUGUAAUAAAAUCCCACAUAUCAAAA
Molecule: messenger RNA, 1905 nt
Organism: Phyllostomus discolor (pale spear-nosed bat)
Lineage: Eukaryota; Metazoa; Chordata; Mammalia; Chiroptera; Phyllostomidae
Gene: STARD3NL
Product: STARD3 N-terminal like
Exons: 9
Coding region: 695-1399 (234 amino acids)
Source: RefSeq, a predicted model, not a curated record